AUGAAAACUGUUGUGAUUCUUCUCCUGACAUCAGUAGUUCUAGCAAACUGCCAAGGAGUUCACGCAGUGGAUUACAAUCCUAUCGGAGAUCAACUUUUCAACAACCCCGACAAUUUUGUCCCAGACGGAUACUUCUACAAACCGGGGAACUGGCCUCCAGGAGGACAUGAACAAAUAAGCACUGGACCUGCUUUAGUAGACGGGGCACCUCAGCAGAAUGGUCCUUACCCGUACCCAUAUAAGAAAUAUGAGUCACCAUAUGCUCGCAUUGGAAAGUAG
Molecule: messenger RNA, 279 nt
Organism: Parnassius mnemosyne (clouded apollo)
Lineage: Eukaryota; Metazoa; Arthropoda; Insecta; Lepidoptera; Papilionidae
Source: the annotation of a GenBank genome assembly